GAAAAUUGUUUCAUUUCAUUGAUACGAUUGAAUAUAUUAUUAAUAUCAAAAUUUAUCCAAGAAUUAAUGAAAAACGAUACGGAAUGGCUUCAGCAUCUAGUACAAGUGCACGCAGUUUAUUUGUUGAUUCUAAAAUGCGAUUAGCAGAUAGAGUUCAAGUUAAUGUUAAUAAUAUUGCAUCACUUGCAAGACAAAUUCAAAGAGGUUCCAAAAGCAGUGAAAUUUUAAUGCACGCUGCUAAAAGUUUUGCACAACAAGAGCAUGGAUUGGAGGUAGCAGAAACAAAUUUAAAAAAGCUUGCACUUAUUGUAACCCAAUUAGAAUAUCAAAUGGAAUCAGUUGAUAGAAGUUCUGUUUUAUUAGAGGAAGUUACUGAACAAGUUCGAGCAAUGCAACGUUAAAGAUGUUUCACAAUUUUUAUAGAUUUUAUUUGAAAUGUUCUCUCUCUUUCUGUAAUAAUUUAUUUCCUUCGUAUUU
This is a messenger RNA of Polistes dominula (European paper wasp), 477 nucleotides long. RefSeq names its product BLOC-1 related complex subunit 7 (gene BORCS7). The record is from RefSeq and is a predicted model, not a curated record. Gene Ontology annotation, cellular component: BORC complex. NCBI's taxonomy places the organism in Eukaryota, Metazoa, Arthropoda, Insecta, Hymenoptera, Vespidae.